AUGGAUCAUAUUCAAAUUAAUGAUCAACAACCAACAACUUAUUAUUUUAAAUUAUUAGCAGAUUUAUUAACAACUGAAUUAAUAUCAUUAUCAGGAAUGAUGCAACAACAAACAGAUAGUUCGUCUUUAUUUAUUUCUUUAAAUGAUGCUUUACAAAUAUUCGAUAGAUUUGGUAUACGUCAUGUACAAAUAAUUGAUAUGCAAAAACGUUUAUUAGAAUUAUGUUCAUAUAAUUGA
Rotaria sordida is the source of this 237-nucleotide messenger RNA. NCBI's taxonomy places the organism in Eukaryota, Metazoa, Rotifera, Eurotatoria, Philodinida, Philodinidae. The record is from the annotation of a GenBank genome assembly.